Tigriopus californicus is the source of this 2778-nucleotide messenger RNA. Its product is annotated as vascular endothelial growth factor A-like. Gene Ontology annotation, biological process: positive regulation of protein autophosphorylation; positive regulation of cell population proliferation. Gene Ontology annotation, cellular component: membrane. The transcript is spliced from 7 exons. The record is from RefSeq and is a predicted model, not a curated record. Gene Ontology annotation, molecular function: growth factor activity; growth factor receptor binding. Bases 1385 to 2353 code for a protein of 322 amino acids. Lineage: Eukaryota; Metazoa; Arthropoda; Copepoda; Harpacticoida; Harpacticidae.
CGGAGAGGUAGAUUUUGGUCUGGCAUUAGCGUCGGUGACCGAUGAAAGGAACUCUGUCAUGGAUUUCGUACCAUUGCACGUGUCGUCGGACACGGCCUUGUUCGUUUGGAAAACUGGUGCCACGAUAUCAAACAGCUCUUUCUUUGGCAUGUUUGAAGCUCGUCUAUGGGUCAGUUUGGUGUUUUUGGUGGUUGCCGUUAUUGGAACCAGUCUCUUAAUAUUUUGGCUAAAUCCACAUUUUGAAGUAACAGCUUGGGAUUCAUUGUUCCACACUCCCGCGGCCUUGCUGAAUCAAGGAGCCCCAUUUUUGCCUCAGAGACUCUCUGGAAGGAUUCUUUUGUUAACUUCUCUCAUUUUUGGAUGGCUGGCAAUGGUUAUUCUCUCUGCCAGAUUAGUCUCUCAUUUAACGUAAGUAUUUUCUUGCCUACACAUUCAUUUCCACCAAGAUUCUUUUGUUUUGGGGAAACUUGAGAUAACUUCCCUGAGCGUGAUCCAAGUUAGAAUGAUAACAGUCACCCUUAAAUCGGAAGGACUAACUCGGCAAUCACUGUCUGUUUAAACCAAGCCUUCUCAAAAACGUAAACCAUAACCCCAAAUCUUGGUGAUUUCAGGACGAAAUUUCCGCAGGCAUAUAUCCAAUCCCUCAAGGACUUGCAAGAUUGGGACAUGAAGCUGUACAUCUCCGGUGAUGGUACGGACCUUACCAAGUUCUCCAAAGCACCUUCGAACUCGAUCAAACGGACUUUAUGGGAUUAUCAAAUCAGCACGUCGCGUCAAUUCUAUCCAGUAGACUCGGAUUUACUAGAUACAUUUGUAACUCUUGGUGGAUCAGAUUCAGCUCUCUUUUACAACAACUUGGCCGUUCAACAUUGGAUAUCCGAGCACAGAGCCUUGGGGUGUGAACUAGAAAUGACCAACAUACGAGACUCGGAGAUGGGAUAUCUCCCUGUGCGUCGCAAUUUCGAGUUCCGAGAGCUCUUUGAGUAUCAUUUAGCUACGAUGAAAGAGUCUGGAAUAACUGAUAAGAUAUCGAACCGUUGGAGAGAGACCGCAAACACGGAUAUGGGCUUGGUGUGUCCUGAUUCGGAGAUGGAAGUCCAAGAAAUGGCUUUGGAGCACGUAGCUACUUUCUUUGCCAUCUUAAUUGGCGGUAUAGUCAGUGCGAUAUUGACAUUUGUUGGCGAAAUGGCGAUUGUGAUCAUGAAAAAUUGAGGAGCAGAUGUCCUUCAAUUUUAUCACUCCAUCCAGUUUUGGCUUCCGACUUUCGGAGAAAAACAGUACAACACCCAAGGGUCGAAUUGGAAACAGGUUUUAUGUGUGAAAUUCUCAUGCAGUGCUUAAUCACAAGCAUGUGCUUCUAGUUCAACGUUUGUUGUUCUUGUAAAUGUUCUGUAAAAUGUUCUCGUUUGUGUGGAUCACUCUUGUUUGCCUCAACCCCACUUUAGCCAAGGUUAAUACACUAAGGGGUUCAUCUAAUGACGUUGAAUCGCCGUUGGAACAAACUCAGGAAUGGGUGCCAUACCAUAAAAGGGAGUGGCGAUCACCGUAUCAAUAUAAAACGACUUUUUUUGAGCAACUUCUACGUAGCAAUGAAAUCACCAAUACAAGCAUCGAACUUAAGAAGCCAGAUGUUUCCUCUCUGUUGUCUCUGAAGGAUGCCAAGAUCUUAAACAACAUCACUGAUCAGGCCGAAUAUAUGAAAAUAUAUGUCAAUCUUACCGGAGCCAGACCUUUUACUCCAAAGGGUAAAAAUAACAAAUCGGUGGCGUUUCGCAAACUGCAUCAAAGGAAAUCGCUUGUUGCCAGAGUGGAGGCUCCGAAGAAUGCCCUUACAGCAAUUUGUUAUGCUGAGCCCACCAUGGUAAAUCCCAACCAACCCGAGGACAGGUCAUAUAUUCUUCUGCCUCUUUGCUUCCGCGUUCCAAGAUGUGGCGGUUGUUGCUAUAAUCCAGGGCUCUUGUGCCAACCUACCAGGACGAAGAUGGUGAAAUAUACUUUCACGAAAAUUGAUCCUAUCCAGAAUACCUAUUCUCCGCAUGUGGAGGAUAUCGAAGUUCACCAGUCCUGUGAAUGUGGAUGCAAAAUUCAAGAAAAGGAUUGCAUUGAGAGGCAACAAAAAUACGAUGCCGAUACGUGCUCUUGUAAAUGCCAAGAUACGGAAAAAAAGUGCAACCCUAAAAUACAUAGGUGGGAUGAGAACAGUUGUGAAUGCAAAUGCAAAACCAUCCAUAAUUGUUCCACGGGAUUCACCUUCGAUCAUGCAUCUUGUGGCUGUGGUCGAUCAACUUUCAAAAAUGAUUUGAAGUCCUCCUUUAUGGCUCAAUCAACUCGUACAAAUCCCCUUGAAAGUUAAUGGCCGCAAUUCUUCACAUUAUUCAAGCAUACCUUUUUAACAUGAAUUGGAGAUGAAACGAUUAGCUAUGCUUCCGCUGCACAAUGCUUGGCAUUCAAUUUCAUUUUCUAAUUCCAUUUUUCAUUUGCAAAUUCCACAUUUAAUUUGUUUAUCAUUGUCUCAUUCUUAAAAAAUCAAAUAUUCUUCGAAAUUCCUGUUCUUUUUUACUUUUGCAAAAAUAAUUGUAGAAAAACCAAUUUAGAUGGAAACUCUAAAAAUCCCACAUCAAGGAGCUGAACUCCACAUUCAUACCAAACCGAUCCAAAUUGUAGAGGUUUCAUAUGUAAAAGAAAUAAAACCAGUGAAUCUAGAUCACGAAUUCUUCAGAGAAACAUAUCUACUCGUACAAUUAUUUAUUAAGGGGCUCAAUAAACACAUCACCAUCA